Molecule: messenger RNA, 636 nt
Organism: Hydatigera taeniaeformis
Lineage: Eukaryota; Metazoa; Platyhelminthes; Cestoda; Cyclophyllidea; Taeniidae
Source: the annotation of a GenBank genome assembly
AUGUUAAAACCUGAGGACGGGGAAGGUAAGGGGCAGGAAGCAAAGUCUCCUCCACUAUCGACUGUCAAUCCUCGGAGUGUAGAAAUGUUGGAUGGUUUUGUGAAACGAUUGACAUCAGCUAAUGAGAUGUUAGCUCUCUCGGUUGCGCAGUUAUCAGUUCUAGUUGACUUUGAGUUGCAAGGAUUGAAACAAAUCUAUGCCGAACUGGGAAUGCCUCAAAUGCCCGAUGACACAUCGGCAGACGAAUGGUUGUUGGCUAUCCAUAGUGGUGCAUUUCCAUCAGACCUUGGUGAGGAUACUGACGAAAUCAGCAAUGCUACCCAAGGAGACACUCCUGCCGACGAGAUGGAAGUGAAGUUGGAAGCCAAAAUGCAGGUCAGAGGUGCACCUGAGUCCAUCUCACCCGUCGCUCCAUCACUGCCUUCCUCUCCGCCACCACAAAAGACGGUUGAUGCUUUUGCCUUCUUCGUGCAGCAUGUGGGAGCAACACUGCGUCGCGAUCACGGGUCUGCUCUUCGUGGUGACGUCAACGAGGCUUGGCUGGAGGCAAAACUUGCCGCCAAGUGGACUUCCCUCAGUGCUGACGAGAAGCACGCUUGGCAGCGCGCUGCUGAAAGUGCUUAUCGAACAUCCUGA